This is a messenger RNA of Xyrichtys novacula (pearly razorfish), 4662 nucleotides long. NCBI's taxonomy places the organism in Eukaryota, Metazoa, Chordata, Actinopteri, Labriformes, Labridae. The record is from the annotation of a GenBank genome assembly.
AUCCAUAAUAUCCGCGUAAACAAUUAGUUCUUCACAAAGAUUCAGUAAGAUAUAUUUAGAUUUUUAUGGGAAUUCAUAAGCAUAUAAAAAAAAGCCGAUGUUGCAUAGUGAUAAAGUAAACGCCGAAAUGGGCGUGGCCGUCGCGCAAGAACAACAGAAUGAAAACAACGGAACUGCUUCCGGGGUUCUGGAUGUGGCUGGAUGUGACUCCAGCAUCGUUAGAUCGGGAAAUUGUUUCAUCAGCAGGUCAGCAGCUUCAUUUAGCUCUUGUUGAUUGUUGAUCGUUCAGUUCGCAGUUUAUUUCUAAAACUGUCAGCUACCAAAGACGGAGGAGAAUCAGUGUUUACAGUUUUAGCCGCCCUCAGCAGCAGCGUUAGCUAGCCAGCAUAGUCAGAGAAGUUAUAGUCCUGCUGAAUGUCCUAUAAACUGUGCUCGUCUGGUAGCUAAUGUUUACCUUUGUAAACGCAUUUUUUCUUCUCUGUGCCUCUGUGUUGUAAUGAAGCGUUAGUAUGAGCGAAGGAGAAGUGUUUCAUGAGAAGCAACGACUGGAGCUGUGCGCGAUUCAUGCACUCAACAACGUGCUUCAGGAGCGCGUGUUCACCAAAGAGACAGCUGAUGACAUCUGUAAACGGUAAGUCUAUGUUAUUAUAUAGCAGUUUAUAAUAUAAAGAAACAAGUCAACAAAUAUCAUGCUUUAAUUCUUUAAACUUCUGUUAGACUACAACUGGGAUGUUUCUCAGCUAAAGUCUGACCCUUGUCUCCAAGACCUAUUUGUGACCUCAGUGCUUCAUACGUUUUAUUUCUGUCUUUCAUUUAUUUUUUCGUUACUGUUUUUACACCAAUGACAUGAUCUCUGUGAUCCCACCAAUAGCUGUUUCUUGUCCUGGCUGAUAAAAAGCAGGACAUGACAGAUUUUCCUUCACAGUUAUUUCUGUUUGACUGAAUCCUCAGGUUGUUGCUCACACCCUGGUCUGAUUUCUGAUAACAGUGUGUUCAGAAAAUAACAAAAAUACAAACUUUCUUAUAAACAAUAUUGUUAUUGUGGUUGUAUAGCUUGACAGAUAAUCUAAAGGCGUGUAGAGGCUCAUUUAGAUAGAUAGAUAGAUAGAUAGAUAGAUAGAUAGAUAGAUAGAUAGAUAGAUAGAUAGACUUUAUUAAUCCCAAACUGGGAAAUUCCUACGUUACAACAGCAAUAAAAACACAAAAUAACAUUAAAUAUAACAAGAAGUAUGUACAAUACAGACUAAAUAUAUACAAUAAAUACAGACUAAAUAUACGAAACACCCUAAGAGAAAAAAGUGGGCUGUCCACUGGUAGUACUCAUAGUACUAAUAGUAGUACUAAUUUAGAAAAUCAUAAUAAUAAGAAGAACUUCAUUGAUCCCCGAAGGGAAAUUAAAUUGUCUGUCGUCUCAUUUGUCAAGUCUCUAAAAGUUAUCUACUAUUUACAGAAGAGUUAUAAAGUCUGAUGGCUGUGGGUACAAAAGAUCUUCUGAAUCUUUCUGUCCUGCAGCAAAAAGAGAGGAUCCGUCCACCACCAUUGGCCCUUUGGUCCAUUAAGGUGUUGUGAAGGGGGUGAUCCAUGUUUUUGAGAAUACUCUCCACAUUACUCAGUAUAGGAGCCUCAUCUGUUCGUUUGUCCGUCAUGGGUUACGUCAGGUCUCCACUGCUGGCAGUGCAGCAUUUUCUAUAUAGGCACAGGGGGCAGGUAACCAGGUGAAGGUCAUGCGGUUUUUACCGCUCGCCAGGAUUACUCACCUCACCUUUUUUGUUUUCCAGCAGCAUCACCUCGUCACAUUAUCAGUUAUUUUGCAUCAGUUUAAUCCUUUUGUUUUGGUGUGAAUUGGCGAUCAUUGAAUGGGAACAUCACCCGAACAUGGAUCAUCAUGUGGACAAUUGUUUAUAAGAGUGCGUCAAAAAACAGUCUCCCUAUCCCAUGCAUGAGUUACUACAGGAGGGCAGGAUAGUCUCUAUACUCAGUGUAGAUCUCUUCACCACAUCCUCUUGAAUCCAACCACGGAGCAGCCUUUUUCACAUACAUAGCAUUAUAUAGCAGCAUCAUAGCACAUACAAAACCUGAGAAACAUCCUGUUUCUAGAAAUCACAACUGAGAAAGGCCUCUCUACCCACGGCCAAUACAAAACAGAGCUGUACCCAGUGUGAGAUGAAUGCCUCUUUAAGUCUCUUUUACUCUGAUGAAUCAUCUUUGCAGGCUUGCUCCACAGUGUGUGGUGAACCCUCAUCGCUCAGUGUUAGGCACGGGCAACUAUGACGUCAACGUCAUCAUGGCGGCACUACAGAGCAGAGAACUGGCUGCUGUGUGGUGGGACAAACGCAGGUGAGAGAGACACACGGAUUCUUGUGAGACCACAAAACUGUAUUUUACUGCUCCAACAUGUUUGUACAUAGAAGCAUUUAUGGGGUCAUCUUGUAAAGUCUGAUUUUUAUGCUCAAGUGGCAAAGGACAAUGUUUUUUUCUGUUCUUUUGGCAAUCAGCAAAGACACAUAUCUUUUUUGACUUGCAGACAGACACCGAGUGCCUUACUAGAUCUCUGAACUUUUCACUUUAUAUCACACUUUUAACCAUCUCCCACAUAGCCACACAUCUUACUUUGGAAAAUAUAAUGCAUCAAAAGUAUGAGAGCCAGGAAGCAGUCAAAUGGUUAAACUACUAAAUCAAAUCCCUGUUAUGUUCUGAAAGUAGAAAAAAACAUUGGAUGGAGAAGUAAAUGUUGAAUUUCUCUCCAUUUUUUAUUAAAACAGGACGGUUCAGAGCCUUUGCAUGUCAAAGGUCCAGGGUUUCAUUCUUAAUGUCCCAUCACGAGUAUCGCUGGGAAUUGUGUCCCUCCCACUCCGACGGCGGCAUUGGCUUGCAGUACGACAAGUUAACGGACAGUAUUAUAACCUGGACUCCAAACUGAAGAGUCCUGCCUGUAUUGGAGGAGAAGCAGAAUUACGGUAAGGGUGUAUUUACAUCAUUUGGAGCUCCAUGUAGCAGAUGUGUAAUCUGCAUGUGUGUGGGUUUGCUUUGAGUUACAUCAAAUCUUGGCUGUUGUAUUCUGCUUCGACUCUUGUCUCAGCCAGUGACUCACCCCAUAUGAGCAGUCACAUGGGGCUUACCUCACUGCUUGUUUGUGUCAGAAUGCUUCAGUUUAGCAAACUGCCCUCUGUCUCUGUCCAGAGUUUUCUAAACUCUCUUCUUGUGUCAUGCUUUUGUUUCUCCUUCAGCACGUUUCUCAGUGAACAGCUCUCUCAGGAUGUGGCCGAGAUGCUCCUGGUGGUGCGGCGGGAGGUGGAGGAGGAUGGCUCGUGGCUGAACUCUGACAGCCUCAAGAAGUAAUUUCUUUUGGUGACAGGACAAAGCAUGGGAAAGGAAAAAAAACUCCUCUGGGAAAAUAAGACAUUUUUUUGUUACAAAACAAACACCUCAUGACAGAAACCUCUUCAGGGAAUGCACUAAAAUCCAUUUAAUUUCUACACUCAGACUCACAGAGGAAAUUCCAAAGAGAAGCAGAGACAUUUGUUUACUCCUGACACGAAGAACGGUUUCGAUUGUAACAGCUAUCAAAGCUAAUGCUGGGAUGUGACCGAUGUCCUGCUAUGGUACAUUGUCCGACACUGGGAGGGUGCAUUGAAGCUAAUAUGGUUGGAGCUAAAUGUAUACUAGUUUGAUGAUGGGUGGAUUGCGACAUGACUGAUCUCCCUGUUUAUUAGUAGGAUAGCUGCAGUGUUAGUGCAUGAUAAACCAUCUGCAAAAAAGUUAACUGAGCUACUUUGGUGACUUCAACUAAGAUGAACAUCAUUGUAAAUGAAAUCUCCACCUUAGAUAGCCUUGUCCUAGAUUUUUACGUCCAGGUUUGCCAAAUUAAGAACAGUGUUUUCUUUACAUUCAGGAUGGUAAAACCCAUUAGAUUAGUUAUUGAGCAGCAGCCAAACGCACUAUCACUUCCCAACACCUUAGUUUUGAACCUACUAUGCACUGCAGAGUUAGAUUUAUUUAGCUAGUUCGUGUGUUUGUGUGAGUCCAUAUAGACUCAGGUAAUGUGAAGGCAUCAUAUGAUGAAGUAUUGUAGAACAGCCAGUGUCUUUGCAUGUUUUCAUCCAUUCACUACAACCUUUAAUACGUUAUUCACAGCUCUCCUUAGCUUUGGAUUUUAAAGUGCUUGGUUUCUUCGAGGCAGUGAUCAUUUUUCUUUUUAUGAAACUUCAGCAGAAAAACAAUCAACCUGUGGAGAUCGAUAAUCACACGGCAAAAUCAAAGUUAAGUUGUGAUAAUGCUGCUGAAUUAAAACACUAAUGAAGCUUUGCCAAUAUAAAAGGCAGCAAGAUAGGUUUGAUUAUCUGUUUCUACCACAUUUCAAGUCUCCACAGGUUUGCUUUCAAACAGCUCAGCCAUAAAUAAAAUCCUGCACUUUCUCUGAAAUCUAAAAGGAAGAAUUACAGAAAAAUACACAAUUGUGGAUGUGUUCGAUGGGUCAAACAUGCAAAAACACUUGAUUCUUUGACUGUUGAUGUAACUUUUAUGUUCAACUUUGUCUUUCCUUUUUGAUCUAUGCAUAUCCAAAAAGAUAGGAACACUCUGGUACACACUGGUGACCUGCUCACAUAUAAACUUAUGGAAGCUUAUUUAUAUUAAAGUUUGAACUCCUGUUUUAAGUAUGAA